Molecule: messenger RNA, 1362 nt
Organism: Camelina sativa (false flax)
Lineage: Eukaryota; Viridiplantae; Streptophyta; Magnoliopsida; Brassicales; Brassicaceae
Product: zinc finger protein CONSTANS-LIKE 13
Molecular function (GO): protein binding; zinc ion binding
Source: RefSeq, a predicted model, not a curated record
ACCACCACCACCACCACCAAUAUUGGUUUUGGUUUAGUCCCACCCCUUCCCAAGAAAUUAAAAAUAUCCUCUAAGACUCUUCUUCCUUCCUUUGUGUUCCAUCUUCUUACCAAAACUGUCGGCGUACCUCAUCCCCAUGAUGGAAAAAGAAGAAGAAGAAGGUCAUCAGCGUCACCGCCGGAUAUGCGACUAUUGCGACUCCUCCGUGGCCCUUGUCUACUGCAAAGCUGACUCCGCCAAGCUCUGUCUCGCCUGCGACAAGCAAGUCCACGUCGCCAACCAACUCUUCGGCAAACACUUCAGGUCACUUCUCUGCGACUCCUGCCACGACUCUCCAUCUUCCCUUUUCUGCGAGACCGAACGGUCUGUGCUUUGCCAAAACUGCGAUUGGCAGCACCACACUGCCUCUUCCACCUCCCUCCACAGCCGGAGACCUUUCGAAGGCUUUACCGGCUGUCCCUCCGUCCCGGAGUUGUUGUCAAUCGUAGGACUCGAUGACCUCUCUCCCGAUUCCGGAUUGCUUUGGGAUCAGACACCCCCGGAGAUCCUUAGCCUCAACGACUUGCUUGUCUCAGGCGGCUCGGAUACUCAUAACUUCCGUGCCACGGAUGUUCCUCCUCUGCCUAAGAAUCGUCACGCCACCUGCGGGAAAUACAAAGAUGAGAUGAUCAGACAGCUCCGUGGACUGGCCAGAUCCGAGCCAAGUUGUCUGAAAUUCGAAGCAGCAUCAGAUGCUGAGAUCGAUGCCGGAUUCCAGUUCCUGGCGCCGGAUUUGUUUCCUACAUGCGAGCUGGAGAGUGGAAUGAAAUGGUUCGAUCAGCAAGAUGAGGACUUUCCAUAUUGCUCUCUGCUAAGAAACUUGUCAGGGUCAGUUGAUAAACCUGAGAAUGUAGACCGAGACUCUCCCGUUAUGGUUCCGGUUGCUGACAGCUUUAACCGAUGUGAGGAAGAUCACGUGAUGGUGCCACUCUGCUCCACUACGGCUACGAGGGAGAUCAACAGUCUUGAGAGGAACUCUGCUCUCUCCCGCUACAAAGAAAAGAAGAAAUCUCGAAGGUACGAGAAACACAUCAGGUAUGAAUCACGCAAGGUUCGUGCAGAAAGCAGGACAAGAAUCAGGGGACGUUUCGCCAAGGCCGCUGAUCCAAUAUGAUUCAUUACUUUGCUAGUCAAUACCAAGAGUCUCUCUUUUGUAUUAAUCCAAUCAUUACCACAGUGAGUCUAUAUGAUCAGAUCAUCUUUUUGUAUUCUAAGCUUUAGGAGUUUACCACCUACCUACCACUGUAUAUUUGACCCCAAUCUCAAAACACGUAUGUAUGUUUCAAACAAACGACAUAAUGAUUUGUACCCUUUUUUUUUGAA